Messenger RNA from Prorocentrum cordatum, 6865 nucleotides. The record is from the annotation of a GenBank genome assembly. Lineage: Eukaryota; Dinophyceae; Prorocentrales; Prorocentraceae.
AUGUCCGACGGCUGGGGCGACAGGUACCAGCAGCGCUUCGGAGCGGAUCCCGUCUUCCCUGGUGCGGAUCCCGUCUUCCCUGGUGCGGAUCCCGUCGACCCUGGUGCGGAUCCCGUGCACGACCCUGGUGCGGAUCCCGUCCACGACCCUGGUGCGGAUCCCGUCGGCGCGACCAUCCCUGCGUGCCAUGCGCUGCUCCCCGUUCACGCAGACGUCGUUGUCGACCACCAGAUGUUCGGAGCAUUGUUCGAUGCGGCGGUUUCCACAGACUUCCAGUCGGACGAAUUGUGCGCCCGAGCGGAACGGAUACUUUCUCAGCAGGGGGUCUCGAGCACCAAGGCCAUGCUGCAUGGCAUCAACUUGUCGCACCACUCACACGCAUGGACAGUGAAGGAACGCCUCGCAGAGCUUACUCUCAUGAUGGACAGGUGGCUCAGAGGCCAACUCGAGAUGAAGCUCACCACUAUCCCAGACGUUAACCUGGUGAUGUACGCGAUGUUCGAGGCCUACGACGAGACGCCGUUGAAGACUGGAGCCGUGCAAAGUGAGGAUGCAGUGCUGCUACCGCUGCACAGCUACAUGGAGUCGAUCGAGGACGUAGGCGGAGCGGGUGGAGACGGCGACGGCAUCGACGGUUAUGGCCAGAUCAGGGCUUCCAGGCCCCACAUCCGCGUGAAGGACACGCAGGUUUCCAAGAUAUUCCAGGUCACGCGAUGGGCAUCAAUGUUGAUCAGAAUCGGUCCGACAUAUUAUCUGUUCAGGGUGAAGACGCUGAACUCGCUAUCGAACCUUGAGAGCACCACCUCGAACGUCAUCAACAAAGCGCUUGGCUCCGUCGAGCACCUGAGCAUGGCCCCAACCAAGUUCAAGCACAAGAUCAGGGUUGCCAUGUCGGACGCCGCAUCCUCCAACAUCCGAGUCUCGACGUGCAACAAGCGUUCUUGCCAGAUCGUCGACUUGUUCUUCACUUUCGGCAUUCGUUUUUCUCUGAGCCUGCAAGCCGCUGGUGCCAUGGCGCAGUUCAGGCAGGCCAUCGUUGAAGCGUUGAUUGAUCACGCCGAUGUCCGACGGGGCGCGUCUUCGCAAGAGGCAGCGGCAUAUCGGAAAGCAGUGGUUCAGAGCUACCUUGGAAAGGGUAAGGGGGCGCGGGCGCGAUGGGCGACGCUCGAGUGCACUCUCAGGGGGGAUUGGCAGAACCAUAACCACAUCGAGAUCUAUGUGGGCUGGGACGAAACCAACUCAGUCAAACACGUCAUCGAGAAGCUGUCCUGGGAUAUCUUGUUCGCUAUUGCCCCCAGAGCCCUUCGAGUGUUCAACAGGAAAAGCUGGACUGGCUUGUCAGAGGCGCUCGCGGACAUUUGCUUCCUAGACGCAGUGCACGGCAUCUGUUCGAAGGCCACCGCGCACCAGAAGCAUCUGAUCACUCAGAACGACGCGGUUGGUGCGACGACGGACAAGCAGGGCGAGAACGACGUGGCCGCAGUUCGGACACAGAACAAGGCGUACAGGCUCGCUGGCGUCAGCUUGAUUGCGGACGGCCACUUGUUCGCGUACCCGAUCCUGCACGUUGCCGUCGCGAAGUUGCAGGCGCUCCUCGGGCGAUACAUGGAGCAGAGCGGCAUCAGGUGGGAAUUAAACCAGCGCAUGGGAACCAUUGCCGACGGCGGGGCCGCUACGUUCGAGUUCGACCCGAGGCGCCCCCUGCGCCGACAGUACGCCCUGACGAAUGCAGCCCAGAACUACUUCGAGACAAUGUUCAUUGCGGAGUCGGACGUCGCCAUGAAUGCGAUGGAUGACUGGCGCGCUUUGCACCCCAGAUCGUACACCACCUACUUCGGAGCGCUGGCAUUCAGGCUCAUUCUUCGGUCCAAGAAUGCAACAGAGCCAACGUUCAACUCAAGCUCGCCCAGCGGGCUGGCUGAGCUCCGCCCACGCGGGCGGGCGCGGAUUGCACCGCACCAGCGGUUCCCUUACAAGCUGUUCGCCUUCCUGGCACGCCCCGAGGAGCUCGUCGACGAGAUAGUGAUCGCGGCGACCAAGCCCUGCAUGCUCGACACAUUCAGUGCAUGGUUUCUCACUGAGUACCCGACGAAGGGCGAUUUGCUCGGCGGCGAGGCACUGACUGUUCUGCUGUCGAUCGCCAGGGACACGAAGCGGAAGAAGGUUCAUUUGUUUCGUUAUUUCAUGCGCAAAAACACUGGCAAGGGUUGGAGCUUCCUCGACUUCAGCAAUAAGUACCGUGAGCUGAGCCCUGGUGCAAGGGCCCGUUUGCGACAGGAGGCUGGUCAGGAUGCUGAGGACGGCCCCAUGUAUUUCACGUGUGCUCAGAGGCGGUCUGCGGAGCGGGCUCUCCGCGCCCAGGCGCGCCAUGUUGAGUUGGACACCAUCGAGGGGAUGUUGUCUGGUGACGAGGCAGACUACGAGGUCGACGAUCAUGCCAUCGUCGCCGCCGAGACCACUGCCGACGCCGUCGACGGCGCCGUGGCGCGCGCCGUCCGCGCCAACAGUCUCGUGGCAGAGGUGCGACGGCGGCGCCUGGCCGCGGGCGCGCGCCUCUUGCGGCAGCGGCGCUCCCACCAGGAGCAGGACGUGCAGGGGGCGCUCGCGCUGUCCCUCCCGUGCAGCGCGGGCGAGUUCGGUGAAGGCGUUGCGCCGAAUUGUCGCAGCGGGCGCGCGCGAUCUCUUCCGCGGGACGCCCCGCGCGAUAGCCGCGGGCUUCUUGGCGCGGCAUGGUCGCGCAAGGCGCGGGCGCGCGUUCGCGCGCGCCGUCGGCUGCGAGACUCCCGCGGCUGCGCGGAGACGCUCGCCGCUUUGCGAAGGCGCGAGUUGGAUGGCGUGAGGCUCUGCGGGCCGCGCCCUUGGCUUCGGCGGCAGUCGGCCGCGAGCUGGGGGAGCGGGAAGCGCGGGCAUUCGAUGCACAUGGCGGCCUUGAUCGGUAAGUGCAGCGCGGCGGCGGGCAAUUGCGCCGACGAUUUCGGCGAAGCAUUGGCUGUGGAUGAGACUGGCGUCGCCAUGCAAUCGGCAGCCAACCAGAUGCUUUUGCGUGGCGGCGGAGCAGCGGGGCAGCUGCCGCCAGAAGAGGAUGGGGACGAGGGCUGCGAUCGCGGCCGCGUUGCUCCAGGGGCGCCCGCCGCUGUUGCCCGCGCCGACGCGCUGCGCCCCGCCGAGGCCAGCAGGGGCAAUGGCAAGGCGCCCACGCCGCCGCACGAGCCGCAGCUCGGCGGAAGCACAAGUAUGUCGAACAGCGCCCGGCAGCGGCACGAGGCACCUCACCAGUCGGCGGCCACGGCACGCAUCGCCCUGACCCCUUCCGUGGCCUUCGCCUUGUCCGAGCUGCUGCCCGAGUCACAGAGGAUUCGGCCCGUGGUCCUUCGCCUCGUCCUCCCCGUUGUCCGUGCCAUGGCCCAGCGUGUCGAGGCCCCAGAAGACGCUCUGCUCGGCGACACCAUUGCCCGUGAAGUUCUUGAAGUCGUAAGCGUUCCCGCCAGUGGAGACACAGCCGCGGUCACGGACGACCUGGCGCCUCCACAACAUGAACGCGUAGUCCAGCACGUUCCUGCAGUAGUGAGGUCCAUCCUCUACUUGAUCUCCGCAUCGACCUGGGCGAUCAGGCUCUCCACCAAAGCAUCCCUGUCCUGCUGGCGGGACCACCUGUUCUUCUUCGUCUUGGGAGGCACCAUCUCCGAUGCCACGAAAACAGACGUGGUGGUUGCGGGCAUCCUCGACCGGGGAGACAUGCACCUGCCCGAGCCGUCCGUGUGGGACGCUACCCUGUUUAUCUUUCACCCCUGCGUCGGCCCCCUGGUGUCCUUGGUGCAGAUCCUGAUGUGGACUCUCAAUGCUUUCCUCCAGCUUUACUUCUGCUACAUCGUGCGUGAGCAUAUGCUGACCCCCGACGUGAGCGGUGACGUCCUGAACGGCUUGCUACGGUUCCGUCUCGGGGCUGGGCACGCCGUAAAAUUUGCCGACCGCGUUGCGAGAAAGUCCUUGGCAGCACAGGUUUGCGGCAGCGACAUCAAGCUGCACAUGUCUGGAACGCAGCUGCAGGCCGCAACCGAUAUUGGCAAUUUUCUGCAAGGAGGGGAACCGCUUAUGCUCCUCGCGCAGUUCCUCUGGUUGUGCACUGUUCUCAAGGAGUUGAACCAUACUUUCUCAUUCACCCGUGCGUUGCUGCACUUGCCUCGCGGCGGGGUCACCAAUGUCGUAAUAGUAGACAGCGACGGCUGCGACGACGUGACUAAUCUGACAACCGACGAUGCCAGGGGUGAUGCUCUUGUCGCCAUUUCGGUGGUGACGCGCAUCACUACCAUCAACAGGCUUCGUCUAUGGGCAGCAGUGGGCUUUAUCGCCUUGCCUCGGCUCGUCAUUGCUUCGGUCCUCGGCCUCGUCGGAGUUCUCUUUCUGGGCAAGACCUCCAAGAUGGAGGACCUGCUCCUCAAUGCCAUCGCGCUGGCGUUCGUGUACGACAUCGACGACCUGCUGUUCCAAGUUUUCGCGCCACGACGCCUCCACACCCUCUUUGCCAACCUGGAGCCCCUGCAGAUGGCGAGCGGCGGGCGCCCCCGGCUCAAGGGGGCUCACUCCAUCGGGAAAGCGCUGCUCGCCGGCGGCCUGCUCCUGGCCGUCUACGUGUCCCUGCUGGAGCCGUUCUUCUGGAUGCUCAGGCAGGCCCACGACGUGAUGUGCACGGGGGAGCAGAACUUCGUGUUCGCGGUGAACCCGGCCUCGGGCAUGAUGCACGUCGCAAAGUCCUCGACGAGCGUUGAGUGGACCGAGCACGAGCGAGCUAUCAUAAUGGUGGCACGGCCCGAUAUUGCGGCGAAACACGGGUGGGAUGUCGAUGCCAAGCUGGUUGCGCUGAGCUCCUCCGACGCGGCUGCCAUUGCCGUUGUGCUGCCGACAGCGGACUCGAUCUCCGAGGCGGCCUAUGGCCCGGACUACUUCGACACCAUUCUGGACAUGGACGUCUGGGACGUCGAGGACGGGGCGGAGCAGCUGGUGUGCAAGGACCUGGGCUCUGGCCAGACCCGCGAAGCUACGCUGCUUCAUCUGAGGGCGCUGACGGGCAACCGCAGCCUCGCUGGCUGCGACGACGUACCCUGGCAGAGCUGUGCCCAGCUGGACAGCGUCCAGCUCAGGGCCACCUGCCCUAUGAGGUGCAACUGUCACAAGGCUCCCACGAAUGCCCCCGGGUACUCUGGCAUUUUCCGCCGUCCCGCCAACGGCUGCCCUUCGCAGUGCACCAGCCUGACGGCCUCGUUCAACGAGAUCCUCUACAUGACGGGCUCGCUGGAGGAGGACGAGGGUGCGCAGCACUGCAAAGACCUGCGCGCCGAGGAGUUCGUGCACGCGGGCGGCUGCGUAGACACAGAUCAGUUUGCGGGCAGCCCUGGCCCUGGUUUCAAUGCGGCAGGCCGCCCCUGCUCGUCAUAUAAGGAAUUCAUGGAGAGCGAUAUGUUGGAUUGUCCAGCCGAUCUUGACGACGACGACUUCACCGCGAGCCAGAUGUGUUGUGCUUGCGGCGGCGGGGUUGUAUCGAACCGCGACUCGGUGAGCUGCCUCCUCAACCUGACGGACGACUGUGCGAACAUGAACCUUAGAGCAUUUUGGUUCCUAUUGUAUAUCAAGGGUUUAUUUCAGCAUCUCCUGUCGAACCAGUUCUUCUCAAUAAGCGUGGAGAGCAUUGUUAACCACGUGUCCAAGAUAAUCGGGGAGGGGCCCAGCCAGAACAGUAGCCUAGUGGCGUGGGUCACCAGUGGGAGGAUGGCGGAGUCUUUGCUAAAUGGGAAGUGGGAGUUCAUGCCAGACAUGAGGCACCCGCGCGAUCUGAAGGGGUGUGAUUUCCUGACAUCCUACGAGUUCAAAGCUCUCCUCAACGUGGACGUCUGCAGCUCGGAGUCCUACAGUUCCUUGAAGUUUCUGUGCCCAGUUUCUUGUGGCUGCGCCUCCAGCAUGUUCGAAAACAAUUUCAGCGAUCCCCCAUUCUUCGAAGAUUGGGGGUCGAUGCCUCCAGACCGGCGGAAGGUGCUGCAGUUCACCAAUGACAGGACCAACAUGGGAGAGUGUCCCAGCGAGUGCGUCUUGCCGCACCCUCUCAUCAGUGGGGAUAGUGCCUGGAGCAGCUUCUCCCAGCGCUUUGACGAUGACUACUUCGGGUACUACGAUGACUCCUAAGAGCCACGAAGGUGGCUCACCGUUACUUCCACCUCGUUGAUCGUGAUGGCGGUCCCUGGCUUUGUCACCUCCUCCUCCUCCUCAUCUUCGUACUCCCCUUCUCACGCCCUUCGUUAUUCUUCCCCACGUUGCCCUCAUUUCUCUCCCCCUCCUCUUGCACUUUCCAAUUGGUUCCCUCUGCAGCUCUUUCUCCUCCUACUCCUCCUCCUGGGCACAGCCUGGCGUCGGACAGAGUCUGUCCACCGUGACGAAGUGCAGAGGCAGGUUGCGCACUCCCCUUUGAUCGGGGCCACUUUCGCCACUGUAUGCACACAGACGCGAAGCGUCACGAGGAGGAGGGGGAAUGCGGUUGAUGAUUGUAGAUCUUCUGCUCAGGACAUCCCCUGGCAUUGCUGGCGGGUGCUGCCAUAGCAGCUUCCUAGCUAGAUCUUCAACUUUUUCGUGCAGCAGCUGUUCGCUGGCAGCUACCCUACCUGCUAUUGUUUAGCACCGCUGCCAGCCUGGUUCUGCCAUUGCCCGUGGCCACUUCGGAUCCUGCUUUCCCCCUGUUGACGACGUCGCUUCUUCCUCCUCGCCCUUGGCAGCGUUGAGUCCUCCUGCCUGUCCUGCUCCCCCUCGAAACCUGUUGCCGGCGCCUCCUCCCGGCGCUGGCGAAGGAUGUGUUUCUUCCCCGAUCACUCCUCACUCCCCC